AUGGCCCGUGUCAUGGGGAGGGCCGCCUCAGCCACAGCUAGGCGGACUCCUAGCCGGGCUGUCCAGAGGAGAGCUCGGAGACACAAGGUCAUCAUGGAAUCCGUGACCCAAGAGAAGAAGAAAUUAAGAAGCGUCAUCUGCUUCGAAGCACAGGCACCCAGUGGCUACACAUUUAUUCCUGCGGGAAACCCGCAACUCACGACGGCCUGUAAAGAGAGAUGUCGCAACGAGGGCCUCCAGAUCCAUGCAGUAUCGACCACACCACACCACCAGACCCACAACUUAUCUCAGCAUGUUCAUCGGAUAGGGUAUCACUUCCCUAGCACUGUGGUGGCAGCUGUCUGUUCGGAGCUUGGCCUCUACCUCACGAGCACUGGUAAAACACUGCCUAUUUAUGCCAUGGGAAGGACGGAAAAUCGUUCGCGAGCUGCGUCAGAGGUCUCUCAAGUGACGAUCAACACAGAUGCGCGAAAUGCCAUGAGGGAUUUGUUUCCCAACAUCCCCGAUCAAGAUCUGAACCAAAUUAUCAAGACCGCCUUUCAAAAGGGCCAGAAGAAAGUUGGGACAGCCACUGAAUUGCCUUUGGCUCGGAGGGCGCAACUCGCGGUGGUUGCUCAUAUUCGGCAUGUCUACACUAACUACGAUCGCCUCCUAAAAACGACCUCAUUCCACGAAGCAAGAACAACCGUUGAGCACCCAACUCUAGCCAAAGUCAUUGAGUGGCGAGGAGAUGAUGAGAACGGCCAGACCGUCCUGGAGGAUGUCUUCCGCGAGGUCAUUGUGAUUUCUGAUGACGAGGACAGUGAGUCCGAGGAAGAAGUGGCCUCUACGGCCGCUCAUCGGCAUACCAGCGUGGAAAUACUUCCCAGCGAUGCACGAACCCAUGAGAUUCGCACCCAGCCCAUUAAUACGAGACCUGAGCAGGGUUAUCCCCGAGACAUAUCCGAGGAGGCACCACCAGGAUUCCGGUUCGUCACAAGGAUCCCGGCAAAUAACUCUACCGACCGGCGCGGGUUUAGCAGGUACCAAGCCUGGAACCGUGCCAUCAAAGAGUAUAGAGAGGGCAUCCAGAGCACCGAACAACCGCGGUUCGCCGGCUCCUUGGCCGAAAAGCAAAGCCCACGAUACGCCGAGAAGCGCCUUGCUCCGGAAGCGAGCGCCAAAACAUCAGAUCGCGGGCUUGGCGAGAACUAUCGGCGAGCCAUGCCUGCCGGCAUGGAUAAUCACACACAGCACAUCCCUGCCACAAUGGAUCGAUACGUAGCUCAGAGACAUGUAGGUGUCCAGGAUACUCACUCGGACGCUCAGCAAACCUCCUCGCAUAAAUUCAACUCCAGGAAGUCCGGACUAACUAGCCAGAAAUCACCGGAGUUGCAUAUAUUGGAAGAGCUUCCCGGGUCCCGGAAUAUGAGUGCGACCCAUCCAACUCUUCCUCCGUUGAGAAUGGACACUCGAACAGAAAGACUGCCCCUUCAGUCGGAGAACAGGUCAAAUGCCCCGGUGUUCGUCAGCGGACCCAAGGAGAAGCCUCAAAAUGGUGUGGCCUCGCUGGGACGCCGUCCUGGAAUCGUCAAUGCUCCUUUAGUUGGACAAAGCUCAAACCUACAGGAGUCAGUCAUGCCAUCAAUCGAGAAUACUUGGCCCCAGGAGACCCGACGGACUGAUACCGCUCAUCCUUUGGUACACAUGGCCAACAAGAUGUCGCUUCGAUCAGUCACGCCGGGUCAACCUCGGGGGGAGUUGAAGCCUCACCCCGAAAUUAUUGAACUGGACGGGAGUGGUGACCAGCCCGGCAAAAGAAGACGAAAGGGUCGUGAAGGUUCUCGGAUUGAUCCUCGUCCGGACCCACGAACCGCCAGACCCAUGGGCUUCCCUGUCUCCGAAGGAUUCGGCCCUAGAGAAACUUACCGUCGCGCCGAUGUUGCUCUAGAAUAUCGCCCUCAGGAUCAGCUCCAUUCACACCGGGACAUUGUGCCAGUGGAACCACCCCUUUCCGUAGGACAUCCACGUCCAGCUUCUUAUGCCAGUGGCCUCGAUGCAAGGUUUAUCAUGGAUCGCCAGCAUGUGGGCUGGCCGCGGGAGCCUCGUCCUCUGAACGGGGUCUCGGGUCCUAGUAUGAUUAUCCCAGAGGACCGUACCUUCAGAGCAGCCCCGGCUCUUCCCAUUUCUGGACAUCCCAUCUCUGGCCAUUGGCACCCUUACCAUGAUCGUAAUCUCCGUUUGGACCGCCCUAAAGAGCAGCGGGGCAUGCGACGAGCCCGUAUGGACAGUCGCAUUGUGGCAGAGAACCCCCAAGACAGAAACCUGUACGCCGAUGGAUUCAUCCGACCGGUUGAUCACCGUGAGCCCCCUUCGUUUGAAUACGCCUCCCGGCGCCUCGUUCCCGAACCCAAGCUUCAGCCCAUUCCCGUUGGAGAUGCCUUACAUUCCAGGAACAGGGAAAGGGAGCUGAACUACCUUGCCACCAAGAACAUGUCUCAGCUCCAGGACGAACCGCUCAGCCGGCCCAUGGGCCGCGUCGCUCGUCCUGAGCAUCACCGUACCUUCUCAGACACCAUGCCGAAGAGUCAACCCCAUGCGUCCCCUCCCCAAGUUCCUCGCGAAAGGCCAGUUAGCGGCGGGUUCAUCUCGCGUCCACUCUACAACCCUCCCCAGGAGCAGAAUCGCCCGGUCUACGUCCAAGCAGUUGAGCCUCGAGCAGAGCGUCAACCUCUCUAUCCCAUUCCCGACGGAAGGCAUUUUGUCGUCGUUGAUUAA
This is a messenger RNA of Penicillium olsonii, 2757 nucleotides long. NCBI's taxonomy places the organism in Eukaryota, Fungi, Ascomycota, Eurotiomycetes, Eurotiales, Aspergillaceae. The record is from the annotation of a GenBank genome assembly.